Molecule: messenger RNA, 2289 nt
Organism: Parathielavia appendiculata
Lineage: Eukaryota; Fungi; Ascomycota; Sordariomycetes; Sordariales; Chaetomiaceae
Exons: 2
Coding region: 1-2289 (762 amino acids)
Molecular function (GO): protein binding
Source: RefSeq, a predicted model, not a curated record
AUGGCCCAACAACCACUCCCCGCUACACCUGCAGCACCCGUCGCCGGUCCUUCAAUAUUUGGCGCACCUGGACAAACCGUUACCGGCACCAACCAAGCACCGGUGUCGUCGUUCGCGUUGGCCCCGACGCCCGCCUCCGCCGCGUCAUCCAACAACACCUACAUCAUGCCCAAUUCGCCGCUCAAGAAUCGCACCUCCAUGGAUGGCUACCGACCCAAAGUGACGCGCACGCUUGGCCAGCGGCCCGCUUGCCUCGUCAAUGCGUCGGUGACGUACUGUGGAAACAACCAGAUCUACGCCUUUGGCGGGUUCGAUCAGUACACCGACGAAGUCUACAACCAUGUUCUGCGCCUCGACUUGGUCAGCCAUCAAUGGACACUCGUCGACAACUACGGCGAUAUUCCGGGUGUUCGAAUGGGGCACACUGCGACCCUGUACAAGGGCGAUAAGCUCCUGGUCUUUGGCGGCGAGAACGAGCACCGGACCUAUCUUUCCGAUCUUAUCAUCUUCGACCUCAAAACGGCGCACUGGACGCAGCCACAAGUGACGGGACCGAUCCCCAAGGGCCGCGCGAGACACGCUGCCGUUUUGCAUGAAGACAAGCUCUUCAUUGUUGGUGGGAUCACUGGCCACGACAAUUACGUGUUGGACGACAUAUGCUACCUAGAUUUGAAGACGUACACUUGGUCGAGGUCGUGGCGCUUUGUCGGGCGUUUCGAUCAUUCGGCAUAUAUCUGGGGUGACAGAGUCUGGGUCUUUGGCGGGUUGAGCGAAGACAUGGAUAAGGUCAGCGACUUGUGGUGGCUGGAUCUCAAGGGGAACCCUGCAUUUGAAACGCCGCCGCAAAUUGGGUUCCUCGACCGCUCGGGCCUGACGAGAAGCGCGACAUCACCCCGGCCACCUCACCAAACGUCUCAGUCUCCGGUGGUCGGCUCAACUGGAUACGCCGCCAACUCGAGGACACCGCAGGUCAACACGCCGUCAUUCCACCUCAAGGCAUACGCGCCUCCUGCCCCGGGUGCCAUCUCUGCACUCAAGUUCGUCAGUGGCAACAACGUGCCCUCACAAAUGCAGGGCAUCCAUUUUCACGUCUACUCAUCCGGGACCCUUUUGGAUUUUGUGACGCCUGCAGCGACCAUCACGGCCAAGGAAUGCUCGCUUUACGCUCUCGAUCUAGGUACUCUCAGGUGGCAGAGGCUUGCCGAGGGACGCGAGAUCUUCAAGUUUGGAUACCGGUGGCACUAUUGCACCAUGAAUGAAGAUGGCACCAAGGCCUGGCUGCUGGGUUGUCCCACUGAGGCUGGAGCGAUUGACCUUGGCGCUAAUGGCCUCGAGGAAUAUCUUUCUGACAUUAUGGAAAUUGACCUGCGUAGAUAUGGCUUCCUGGGCAGCAACCUGUCAUCCGAGGCGCGGACAGACUUGAUCCGCCCCUCACUGCGGACACGCAGCGUGGAGGCACCUUCCAAGGGGCUCGGAGCGGAUCUCGCCAGGCUCUUCAACCAGCCCCCUGAAACUGGGAGCGGCACCGACUUCAUAGUCACUGCUCUCUCCCGCGACUACGACGACGACGAGAUCAUGGGCUCAGCCCUCAUGCACUCGGCCGAAUCGGACGAGGCCAGCCAGACGUGGCUCGCCCCAGACGCCCCAACUUCACCCCCGAUCCACGUACACCGGCUCAUUCUGCAAGCCCGGUGGCCGCAUUUCGCGCGGCUGUGGGCCAGCCAGAUGGCCGAGUUCCACACGAAGAAGAUGCACAUCCCCGAGCCCUACAGCGUCGUCAAAGCCUUUCUCUACUACCUCUACACGGACCGCAUCGAUCCCACCGACGAUGACGCCGACAACGCCAUGGCCGAUCUCUCCGACGUGGCCGGCCUGCUCGUGAUGUCAAACAUCUACAACAUCCCGCACCUGCGGUUGUUGUGCGUCAACCGCCUGAGCAAGGAGCUUGACGUGGACCACGCGUGCAUCAUUUGGUACUGCGCGGGUCUGGCCAACGAGGAAUGGCUGCGCAAGCGCGCCGCCUGCUUCUGCAUGACGCACUGGGGUCGCGUGGUGCGCACCGUCGGUUUCCAGCGGCUGCCCCGCUCGGCGCUGGUCGAGCUGUCGCAGGAGGUCGACAUGGAGGGCCGCGUCGUCGGCGGCGACGAGCUCGACAUGAUUGCGGGCAUGGACGGCCGCUUCAGCGACGGUGCGUCGGCUGCCUCGCGCCGUAAGGAGAGCGUCAGCAGCAACCAGACGCAGACGCUCGAGACCGAAGACGACGAUGACGACGGUAUGGAAAUGUCCUAG